AUGGCCAGCAUAAAAGAAAAAGAUAAGUACAAAGAAAGCUACAACCCAUCUCCUCAAUUACCCAGAAUCCUCCCUGCAUCCCUGAGCCAAAAACCGAUCAAAACUGAGCCUAGCCCUUCCUCCUUUCCUAAAACUGAAUCUACAAUUACCCCUUACCCUGGUCUUUCUCCCAUUCCACUCGUCAAUCGUUACAGCCCCCUAGGAUCUACAUUAAGCCAAAUAAGACCUAAUUACCAGUCUGCAUUAACCUCUAGCUAUGAUCCCUUCCAAUUACCCCCAACUGCAACCCCUCUUUCCUCCCCUUCUUACCACCCUAAGACAUCUCCUUAUGUCUAUAAGAGUACAGCUAAUCUUUUUAUUAUUGAACCUCAUGUUCCUGUAUCUUUGAGCCCCAUCAUGAUUGCCCAAAACCAUUUUCCACCAGUGUAUCGAGAUUUUCCCCAAACUACAUUUCCUAAGCAUGAACCUGAGCCUACUUCUCCUCAUUCUUCCCAGACUACCCUCUCUGUUGAAGGUAUAUCUAAAACAGAAUUACAAGAUAUGGCCAAGCAACUUCUACUCCAAGCCUCCCAAAUGCAAGAUGAUGAAGACAAUGAGUCCCAAUCCUCCUCGAGCUGUCAACCUCGCCAACAGAGUCCGAGCCUUGAUCGCCCCAUGAGAUGGUCUGACUAUCCCCAUAGUCAAGACCCCAAUGAUGCAUACGCCACCUAUGAGCUCAAUUCAGACUGA
Molecule: messenger RNA, 729 nt
Organism: Prunus armeniaca (apricot)
Lineage: Eukaryota; Viridiplantae; Streptophyta; Magnoliopsida; Rosales; Rosaceae
Source: the annotation of a GenBank genome assembly